Messenger RNA from Symbiodinium natans, 849 nucleotides. Lineage: Eukaryota; Dinophyceae; Suessiales; Symbiodiniaceae. The record is from the annotation of a GenBank genome assembly.
AUGCGGCCUUUGAUGGCAGGGCUCGUUUCCUCUGCUCUCGUUUGGAAAGUGGAGGCCAGCAACGCACAAGCUCGAAGCUUGCGCAGAGGCGGUGGUGGCGGGGCCGACGGCGAGGAUGGGUUGCAAUUGACACUCGUCCUCAUCAUUACAUUCACAACCAUACCUUUUGUCCUCUCGGUCUGCGUCGGCCUGUGGAGAUACCGGAGGCAGCUGGUUGCAAUCUUUCCGGAGGUGCCGGUGCCGACCAACGAGAAAGUGACGAACGAGGACCGCAGGAACUAUUGGUUGGAGGAGCAGAAGAAGAGAUCCCAAGAAGUGGAGCCACCGGAGCCCACAAAAGUUCAGAAACUCGCUCCGGGCGAUGGCCCCCUGCUGGAUGUACAUGCCAUCUUCCAGACUGGAGAUGACCCCUCGGACGAUGACAGCAACAGCCUCUUUGGCAGCACCCUAGGCAGUCAGGGCGCCUUCUUCACAUCCGAAGCCUGGAUGCCCGUCUCCCGCAUGCGAAGCAUGUCUGAAGGGGACCUGCGCCGCACCGCGCACGAUGACAACUUCGUCGAGCAGAUGCUCUCCAAGUCUCAGCCCUUGGCACCGAGGGUUUUCGUGAGGCCCCCCUCGGAUAUCCCUCUUGACUCCACCGGCAGCAAGAAGCGUGGGACACGCGCCUCCAGCAAAGGCAGUGCCGGCACUCAAGGGAGCAAAGGGAGCAAGGCGAGCCGAAAGCUGCGCAGCAGCAGCAAGGGAAGCUCUCACAGCAAAGGCAGCGCUCGCAGCAAAGGCAGCGCUCUCGGCCUGGACUUGCUCGGAGAAGCAAAGCCCCAGCCCCGGCCUCGCCUGCAGACCAACUGA